AUGCGAUUGCGAUCGAAGGACAAUGGUCUAACUGAUUCAACUCUGUUCGUACAUGUUGAAAUUGAAGGCUAUGAAGAGGAGGAUGAUUGUGCAACGCGUGCACUUUCUAUUAAGAAAUUUGAUCCAGCUAAAUAUGAUAGUAUUAUUAAAUCACAUCAAUGUGAAAAAAAUUACGACAAAAGCUCCGGUACAAUGGAAUCUGCUGCUAUUCUCAAGAUGUUCAAACGAUCAGUUUCAAAGUAUGGAGUUUAUUAUACGAAGUACGUUGGUGAUGGUGAUUCUAAAACUUUUCCAGUUCUUUCCAAAAUUGUACCAUAUCCAGGAAAAGUUAUCGAAAAAAUCGAAGACUUGAAUCAUUUUAGUAAAAGAAUGAAACGAGGAUUAGAAACAAUCAAACGUGAGCAUGGACGAAAAAAAUUAUCUGAUGGUAAAACAAUUGGUGGUAAGAAUCGUCUUUCAGGUCGUAAUAUAAUUCGAUUACAAAUGACAUUUGCCUCCACCAUUCGAAAAUGCAAGCAUGAUCUGAAUUUAUUAUUUGAAAGAUCUUGGGCAAUAUUUUGGCAUAAAUAUUCGACCAAUAAUGAUCCUCAUCAUGACUAUUGCAGUAUCGAUUGGUGUGGCUAUUUGAAAUCUGUACGUGAUGGCACUUCUUAUGAUCACACAUCACAUGCUAUGCCUCGUCCUGUACUUGAUGCAAUUAAGCCUGUUUUCGAAAGUCUUUGUUCUAGGGAAAGCCUUGCACGGGUGGUGAAUGCUUCAAGUCAGAAUGCGAAUGAAAGUUUUCAUUCGCUUGUCUGGCUUAUGUCACCAAAACACAAGGCUUCAUCUGGAACAACUUUCGAAAUUGCAUGUUGUCUCGCAAUAAUAAUAUUUAAUGAAGGGUAUUUUGCAAUAGGAGAUGUUUUCAAUGCCAUGUGUGGUUAUCGAGGUUAUUAUACUGAUCAAGCAAUGAUACAUUUCGAUAAUAGUCCACUGCACACAGAAUCAAAAGAAAACAACAGAAAAAAAACUGGUCACGUGUUGCUUCAAAAUAAUGGAAAAGAAGAGGACAGUGGGAUAAUUGAUGACAUUGAUCAAACAAAUGAUGACGAUGAUGAUGGAGAUCCUACAGACAAAGCAACAUCUGAAGAUCAUGAUGAAACAAGUGACAGCGAUGAACAAAUCACUGAUAAUGAUCAUCGGACUUCCAGUGAUGAUGAAUCAUUAGAUGAUGAUGAUUACGGUUAUUAUAAUUCAAAAGACAAAAGACGAUGGGUAGAAGAAGAAUAA
Molecule: messenger RNA, 1269 nt
Organism: Rotaria sp. Silwood2
Lineage: Eukaryota; Metazoa; Rotifera; Eurotatoria; Philodinida; Philodinidae
Source: the annotation of a GenBank genome assembly